AUGCCACCCUACAGCAGCCCCCCCAAAAGCAAUACCACCCUACAGCAAACACCAACCCCUACAAGCAGCACCCCCCUUUCAAACAAAACCAAACCCCACCAGGGGGCCCACCCCCCAGCAGCACCAAACCCUUUCAGCACCCCCCCUACAGCAGCACCACCCUACAGCACAAAAACCCCCUACAGCAAUUCCACCCUUUCAGCAACACCCCCCCUACAGCAAAACCAAACCCCACAGCGCCCACCCUACAGCAAUUUCCACCCACGCCGCAAACCCCCCUACAGCAGCCCCCACCCUACAGCAAACACCCCCCUACAGCAGCACCACCCUACAGCAGCACCACCCUACAGCAACACCACCCUACAGCAGCACCACCCUACAGCAGCACCACCCUACAGCAACACCACCCUACAGCAGCACCACCCUACAGCAGCACCACCCUACAGCAGCGCCACCCUACAGCAGCACCACCCUACAGCAGCACCACCCUACAGGAGCACCACCCUACAGCAGCACCACCCUACAGCAGCACCACCCUACAGCAACACCACCCUACAGCAGCACCACCCUACAGCAGCACCACCCUACAGCAGCACCACCCUACAGCAACACCACCCUACAGCAGCACCACCCUACAGCAAUACCACCCUACAGCAGCACCACCCUACAGCAAUACCACCCUACAGCAGCACCACCCUACAGCAACACCACCCUACAGCAGCACCACCCUACAGCAGCACCACCCUACAGCAAUACCACCCUACAGCAGCACCACCCUACAGCAAUGCCACCCUACAGCAGCACCACCCUACAGCAAUACCACCCUACAGCAAUACCACCCUACAGCAAUACCACCCUACAGCAGCACCACCCUACAGCAAUACCACCCUACAGCAGCACCACCCUACAGCAAUGCCACCCUACAGCAGCACCACCCUACAGCAAUACCACCCUACAGCAGCACCACCCUACAGCAACACCACCCUACAGCAAUACCACCCUACAGCAAUACCACCCUACAGCAAUACCACUCUACAGCAAUACCACUAUGUUCAUGACUUCUAA
Cyprinodon tularosa is the source of this 1065-nucleotide messenger RNA. Its product is annotated as extensin-like. The coding region runs from base 1 to 1065 and encodes 354 amino acids. Lineage: Eukaryota; Metazoa; Chordata; Actinopteri; Cyprinodontiformes; Cyprinodontidae. The record is from RefSeq and is a predicted model, not a curated record. The transcript has a single exon.